AUGGAUGAGAGGGGUUUGAACAGGUUCCAGGGACAUCUUGACCCUAGGGCUCAAGAAUUCUUCCCCACUACCACUUUACCUUUACUUCCGCUCCAAAUUUACUAUCCGUACUUUUCUCCGCCAUGUCCGCCGCACAUGGGGUACGCCGACCCGCAGUUCGCCAACCCACCGCCUCCACCGGUGUGCAACACAGAACCGUUGCUGGUUUCUUUGCCGCCUUCGUCAUCGACGCCGACGAGGACUCUGAUACUCACCAUGGUUCCGACCGACGUCAGCGAGUCGACGUUGAGAAGAGAAUUAGAGGUGUUCGGUGAUGUUCGGGCCGUACAAAUGGAGCGGCUGAGGGAGGGGGUGGUGACGGUCCAUUUCUACGACUUGAGGGACGCACAGGCGGCGCUACUGGCAAUACAAGAUCAGCACAUGCAGCAGCAGUGUAGGCUGGGCCGCCAUUAUGAAGCCCUUUUGCAAGCUCAAAACAAUUCGAUUCCUCUAAUGUCUAUACCCCUUCCGCCGCUUCCUCCUCCGGCGCGUGGCCUUAUUUCCAGCGUUGUUGUGUGGGCCCAGUUCACCUCUCCGGUGACCUCCGCCCUUCCUGAAGGAACGAAUCAAGGCACUAUCGUACUAUUCAAUCUAGACCCUCAAGUUUCUCCAACCAAUCUCAGAGAAAUUUUCGAAGUCUUCGGGCCCGUGAAGGAAUUGAGAGAGACACCAAAUAAGAAAAACCAAAGGUUCGUGGAGUUCUAUGAUGUGAGAGAUGCAGCAAAGGCCGUUGCAGGGAUGGAUGGCGAAGAAAUUUAUGGCAAACAAAUCGUGAUUGAAUUCAGUCAACCCGGUGGACGAUUACCCCGUCCCUCUCAAUUUAAUCGAUUCAAUUCUACAAGAAAUUCCUGGUCGAGAAUCCCACCACCAUCUCCUCCACCGCGCCAGCAGCAUAGAAUAUCCGGCCGAGUACUGACCAAUGUGCCGCCAAGAAGUUACAAUUCAAGAACAGAAUUAUCGAGGAAAUCAAGUUUUUUGUGUGGUGGCAGCAAGAGUUCUAGUAGUGGAUCGCUACGCCAAUCAAUAGCUUCUUUGUAUAUUAGUGGUGGUGGAUAUGAAGAGUUCUCCAAUAGUUGUACUAAGAAACUAAACAAGAAGAAUAAGAAAGAAGUAAACACUGGAGGUGGAAAUGGUGGCACUGGCGGUGGUGCAAAUUCGAAGACUAAGAGUGGGCGGUGGAAGAGCGGCGGCAAUGGCAGCGGCGGUGGAGCAAAAUAUGGUAGAGAUUAUGAUACUCGGUUUUUGAUAAACGAAGAUGCGAUUAUGCAAUCGAAUUGCAGGGAUUCCAGAACUACUAUCAUGAUGAAAAACAUCCCCAACAAGUACAGCCAGAAGCUGCUUCUGAACAUGCUAGACAACCACUGUAUUCACUGCAACGAGCAGAUUGCCGACGGCGAUGAUCAGCCACUGUCCGCUUUUGAUUUCGUCUAUCUCCCCAUUGAUUUCAUCAACAAGUGCAAUGUAGGUUACGGGUUCGUGAAUAUGACUUCCCCAGAGGCAACAAUGAGACUCUACAAAGCAUUUCAUAAUCAAAGCUGGGAAGUUUUUAACUCGAGAAAAAUUUGUGAAGUCACCUAUGCUAGAUUACAGGGAAUAGAAGCAUUGAGAGAGCAUUUCAAGAAUUCAAAGUUUCCGGGGGAUGCGGAGGAGUACAUGCCGGUGCUGUUUUCACCGCCGCGAGAUGGGAAGAGAUUGACGGAGCCAAUGCCAGUAGUUACCGGCGGACGUUCGGUUUGUAGCGACAGUCCACCGCCGCUGUUGCUGUCUUCAUCAUCUCCCGCGGCCAGUUCGGAGGAAUCAGAAUCGAGUUAUGAACAUAAUUGA
Molecule: messenger RNA, 1863 nt
Organism: Fraxinus pennsylvanica
Lineage: Eukaryota; Viridiplantae; Streptophyta; Magnoliopsida; Lamiales; Oleaceae
Source: the annotation of a GenBank genome assembly